This is a messenger RNA of Penicillium vulpinum, 1302 nucleotides long. RefSeq lists its product as uncharacterized. Bases 1 to 1302 code for a protein of 433 amino acids. The record is from RefSeq and is a predicted model, not a curated record. The transcript has 2 exons. Gene Ontology annotation, cellular component: cellular bud neck; plasma membrane. Lineage: Eukaryota; Fungi; Ascomycota; Eurotiomycetes; Eurotiales; Aspergillaceae.
AUGACUCCAGCAAACAUUACCUUAUGGGCCCGAGACACCGCGAGUGAUCUCCAGGACGUUCCAAGCACAUUCUCCAGCUGGGACAAAUGUAUGGCCAAAGAGUACUGCAAGCGCAGAAACAAAACACCCAAGCACUUUGAUAACUAUGACCCUUCGUUCCACCAGCCUCCACCACCAGCUCCGAAUCCCGUCUAUCAAGCACCACCAGCUCCACCCUCCUAUGUCAGUGCGCAACAGAGAGCGCCUUCGUUCCGCGGCGCGCAGCAGACUGCGCGUUUCGACGCGCCCAAGUCCCCAGCCGUUCAUAUCAAUGAGGACGCCUUGCCUGAGAUGCCUACCUGGGCUGGUGCUGUUGACAAGCACGUUGAAGACCCGAAUCAUCACGAUGAUGUCGAAAUGGAGCCAUUGAACCACCCCGACCGAAGGCAGGGUGCCGGUGCACCUGGCACCGCUUACUCUGACUAUUCACCCAACCCAACCAUUGGCGCAGCCGCGGCUGGCUACAGAGGAUUUGGGCCUACCGAUCCGCAUGCACGGCGGUCUCCCGGCCCGGGAGCUGCAUUUAAUCCCGUCCAAGACCCCUAUGGCCGACGUUCGCCAGGUAUGCCUUCCCCUGGGGCAGGAAUUGAUCCUCAUGCGAGAAGAUCCCCAGGCCCGGCAGCAGCACUCAAUACUGCGCAGGAUCCAUACGGACGACGUUCCCCCGGCCCAGCAGCAGCGUUCGCUGUCACUCAAGAUCCAUAUGGGCGGCGCUCGCCCGGCAUGUCACCCCCAGCAGCUGGGUAUGGCGCCGCAGCCCCCGAUCCCUACCGUCCGCGCUCUCCGGGCCUAACGUCGCCUGUUGGCGCACCAGUCCACAAUCCUUACGACCAGCAACAGUACCACGACUCCUAUGACGACCAGUCUUACGGCGCAGGCGAUGGCUACCACGCCGUGACUGCACCCUCACCCGUGGCUGCAUACAAGCCGCACACUAACUACAGCCCCGUGCCAAUGGCUUUCUCUCCAUCCUCGGAGAUGGACCAUUCUGCAGCCGCGGCCCCAACACCAGGCUUCCAGCGCCAGCCAUCCUUUGGCUCUAGCCAGUAUCCCCCAACAUACACCUCCCAGCCUGCAUACCGCGCCUUCUCCCCCGGCGCUCCUCCUUCGCCUCCUGCUUUCUCGGCUCCUUCGCCUUCGGAGUAUACUACCUACAACCCCCAUGCCAACGCUACCCCCAUUCCAGAGCCCGACAACAACAGACCUCCAAGUGUGUUGCAGAGCGGCAAAAAGCCCACCUUCAAUGCUUCUAGCAACUUUUGA